Molecule: messenger RNA, 4219 nt
Organism: Lytechinus pictus (painted urchin)
Lineage: Eukaryota; Metazoa; Echinodermata; Echinoidea; Temnopleuroida; Toxopneustidae
Product: ankyrin repeat and SOCS box protein 8-like
Exons: 6
Coding region: 116-979 (287 amino acids)
Biological process (GO): intracellular signal transduction
Molecular function (GO): protein binding
Source: RefSeq, a predicted model, not a curated record
UACGUAGUUGCGACGUCGACUGUUUCUCGGCGAAAAUAAGGCCAAGCCCAAGCCCAAGGUUAAGCUGAAAAGAAAAGCAGUUUAUUCUGAUGUUUUAAGCUGAUAUUUUGUUGUUAUGAGCAUGUACCACUGCUUUGCUAUGGCUCAGCACCGAUUUACAUUGUCUGAUAGGCUUAUCAGAGCAAUCAGCGGCUGGACCCUAUCACCUAAGGACUCUGUAGAAUCUGUUCUCGCUGAAGGAGCCGACGUGAAUCAGUUGCAUGGCACCCUCCUACCUCUACACUGUGCUUGCAUGACAGGAGAGGAUGAUUAUGUUAAGCUUCUUCUGGAUCACGGUGCAGAGGUAAAUGCUGUUGAUGGGUACGGUCGAGCUGCUAUUCAUUACGCUGCUGAACAAGAUGUAGACUGCCUAAGCCUUCUCCUGGAAUCUGGUGCUGACCCAAAUGCCCUUAACGCCAACGGUGAGACUGCCAUUCAUUGGGCUUCCUUCCGCAACCAGGUUGAGUGUGUCCAGGCUCUUCUUUCAAAGAAUGCAUCCAUCAACAUACCAGAUAUCCAUGGCAACACUCCACUGAACUGGGCAGCAAUGAAGGGAAACCACGAGUGUGUGCAGUUGCUCCUGGAGUACGGUGUGGAGACCCACACGUCAAGUGUCGACGGAGUAUCCCCCAUCUCCCGGGUUGCUUCCUUGAUUGGAGCGGGACUCGACGUUGAAGAGGAAGAAAGUUGCCUAAAUCUACUUAUCAGUGCUACCGGUCAGUUUGACAUUCGAGACGAAGAUGGUUUGAUCCCCUCCGCCAUUCAAAAUGACACGGCUUUAUGCAAUAUGCUAUGGCAGCUUUGCUCCCAUCCCCGGUCAUUACGCCAGCUGUGUCGUUAUACUAUUAGGCACCACCUCAACAACACCCAUCUUCCUACUGCUGUAAAACUGUUACCACUUCCAGCACGCCUACAGAGGUACCUACUAUUGCAAACUUGAUGGUAAUAAUUUCUAGAGAGACUGCAUAUUUAUAUAGCUACAAUACAAUAAUGUGGACCUCUUCGAAAAUCAGUUUGCUAAAAAGCCUAUCCACCCUAUCAUAAUAACCAUAGUAAAUAAAAUCCUCAUCAAUUGAUUGGUUGAGAUUGUACAUGUGACCAGCAUUUGUUUUGCCUAACACAAAAUUUUACUUAUGAGUAGUACAGUAGUGACCAGGCAUAUGGCACCUAACACGCCAGCCCAAACCCAACAAUAAGUCACCGGAAAGGUUCUCUGUAAAUAGCAAAAAUAGAAGUUUGGUCUCCAAAAAGCAAAAAUAAGAAAAUUAGAAUAAGAAUAAGUCUCCUCCAUACUGUCAAAGUCUAAAGUUGCAAAGUUGAAUGAAAGCCAAGAUAGGAGUUGUUUUGACAUUUUUUAAUGGACUGCCUGGGAGUUUCACUGAGAAUGAACAAUGUCCACAUCACAUGCUUUUAAUAGUGGACCCAAACUUCAGUCCUCAUUUUCUCCUUUUUUCCAUUCAAUCAGAGUACUUGUGAGGAUUAUUGAUCAAUUUCGAUAAGUUGUAUUUCAAAGCUUGCGAUGUGCUAUUUCAACAAGCUCAAGGAAAAUCUCCCAAAUUCAUUUUUGAAGACUUUUUGUUGGUUUUUGGGUGGCUGGUCACAAAUGUUAAAGUCACAGUAUACUUUCCAUCCCUACCUACCCUCACAGUUAUUAUAUAGAAAAAACAGUAGGGAAUGCAGUAAUGUUCAAUGAAUGUAUGUCUCUUAAUAAAAAAAAACAUCUUUGGGACCCGUAGAAAAGAACAUGCGUGUGUUCUUAGAUAUUACAUUGAAAAUGGAACAUGGAGCUUGUCCUUCCUGUUGACUGGCUAUCCUAAUUCAUUUUGAAUCAUGUUGGCACCACAUCCCUAGCCAGACAAACCAAUUAGAAGAUCAUCAUGUCUGUUCAACUGUUAUCUCUUAUUGCAUGAUAAAAAUGUUUAUCUGCCUUGGGAUGUUUUUGAGUGCAUACACCCUUCUUCACUUGAGCUUAAAGGACAAGUCCACCCCAACAAAACGUUGAUUUGAAAAAAAGGAGAAAAUCCAACAAGCAAAACACUGAAAAUUUCAUCAAAAUCGGAUGUAAAAUAAGAAAGUUAUGACAUUUUAAAGUUUUGCUUAAUUUCACAAAACAGUAAUAUGCACAUCCUGGUCGGUAUGCAAAUUGGCAGACUGAUGACGUCACCCACUCACUAUUUCUUUUGUAUUUUAUUAUAUGAAAUAUGAAAUAUUCUAAUUUUCUCCUCUUUAUCAAGUGAAAAGAAGUUUUAUUUCUCCCUGAACAUGUGGAAUUACCAUCAUUUUAACAGUUUAUGGUUAAGUUAAAGAAUUAAAAACAUGGUAUCCAAGUUUAAAUACCCUUUCUUCAUUUGAAAAUCAUAAGUCAAUAUGAAGGUUUAUACAAUGUUAGUCAUGAUCAUUUGACUAUUUAAUGCAUCUGGUAAACAUUUUGACAGGCCUUCAGGGGAAAAUGAAAUAUGAUGCCUGCAACAAUAUCAUACUGUCCUGACUCUUGUCACAUAGGCAACAUGAUUCUUUAAAGAGCAGCUUUAAUCAUUACGUACAGCUGCAUGUUAUAUGUCAUUUCCGCUGAUAGAUUGUAGUAAUUUGCAUGUCUUUGUCUUCUAAUAUCCUCUGAUUGCAGUUUAUUUAUUCAAGUAUUUGUAUUCUUAUUUGUGAUGUAUUAUUACAACAUGCAUGUCUUUUUCACAUAUGAACAGUAACUGCGCAUUUGCACUUAGAUGAAAGUGUCGGGGUGGAAUAUGGAGGAUUGUUGCCUUCAUUUCUUGUACAGGUUACUAAGGAAACGUGGAAGAGUAUGGACUAUGGUAAAUAUUGUAGCCUCCUGACUUAGAUUUGGGGGUAGUGUGCAAAAUAUGGAUUUUUAUUAUGCAACUGUGGCAACUUGUGGAGGUAGUACUAGUAAUAUAUUCUAGAUAUUCCUAUUUUGUGCAAUAUUCUACAUGAAAUUAUGUAGCGAUGUUCUUUUAAAUUAUUGAAUGAUUUCUCGUUUUAAAUUGAUACUGCCAUAACAUAAUCAUGGAAGGGAUUACAGAGUACAGACUGUCAAUUUCAUUUCAACUUAACAUUUUAAUUUCAUCUUUUAGAGUAUGUAAUUUUUACUUAGUUUUCUAAGAGAUUGUCUUUUGUUGUUUUGGCAAUUGAUAAAUAGCUAUGGUUAGAUCACAUUAUGUUAGCCAUACACUGAAUAAUUUAAUUUCGCUCCAUCUCAGAUCUUAAUAUUUCCCCUUGUAUUAUUUAUUGAUUAAUUCUAAUUUUUGUCUCGCCUGCUUAGCAGAGCGACACUAUAGACGCUGCUUUUCCAAUGGUGUCAUCAUCAUUGAAAUCUUAACCAAGGUUAAUUUUUUAUGUCAUCAUAACUUUGUGAGUUUAUUGAUCUAGUUCAUGAAAAUAUGACACAAGGGUAAUGGUCAUCACUGAACACGAGUCAGAUCACGUGACCAAGGUGAAAUGUCAUUUAGGGUCGACUAAUUUCAAUUUAAUUGAAAAUUAUACAUUUUAGUUUCAGUAGUUUCAUACUGAAGUGAAAUCCCAUCCAUAUUCGUACUUCCACUUUGUAGAAAGACUAAGUUUAAAAAUCACUUAAAAUAAAUGUGGAGGUAUUUGCACAAGGAUUUAAAGGGGGAGUGAACUGUCUGUCGUAUCUCAUUGACUGUGUGUUAUAAAUACAUAGUCUUAAAAUAUACGUUUUCAAAUAGGUACUAAUACUACAGAUAAUAAAUUGACCUAUAAUUGUAUUUGUAUAGAGAAACUAAAAUGUUUUGAGCGGAAAAGCAAUUGUUUUGCUACUUGGUAACAUAAUUAUUGCAGUAUAAGUGUAUUGAUUUAAUUAACAUGUUAUUAUUCAAGUGGGUCUAUAUUAUUAGACUACACUAGCAUUAUGGGUCAGGAAACUGACCAGGUAUGAGUAGUUGAGGACUCGAGAUGGCGUUAUUGGUUCGUAUCUGCUAGUGCGACUGAAAUAGUUUUAUAUUUCUAGUUGUGUGAUAAACACAUCACUGUAUAGGCUAUCUGGCUAGGUCAUCCUCAGGUGGUAUAUUCUGCUGCAUAUUAAUCAAUGAGAGUACACAUUAAGAUAUCUUGUGCACACUUAAGCCUGACUUUAAUUGUGAAAUGGACCUUUUUAUUCUUCAUUAGGACUUUGGUGAUUUUUUUUUUACAAUAAACCGGACUUCAUCUA